CCCGUGUUUUGUAACUGACUUUAGAUCCCUAAGUAUUAUUUAGAAAAAAGAAAUCCCUAAUUUUCUAUUUUGCGUUGGGCCAUACAAAAACAAAUCUCUCCCUUCGUCCCAAAUUACAAUAACAAAUUUUCAAAAUCUCAAAAGAAUUUUAAUUUUUGUUGUUAACCCAGUGAGCAUCGCCUCAAUUCUCGCUGCAUAAUCACAGCAUCUCUCUGGUCCUGAGAAUUGGAUCCGUUUGAGGAGUUUUUAUGUGCUACUCUUGAUGGGUGCGCCAAAACAGAAAUGGACAGCAGAAGAAGAGGCAGCUCUAAAAGCUGGAGUUAUUAAACAUGGGGCCGGCAAAUGGCGCACAAUACUUAAAGAUCCUGAAUUUAGUGGUGUUUUGUACCUGCGAUCGAAUGUGGAUCUCAAGGAUAAAUGGAGAAAUAUGAGUGUAAUGGCAAAUGGGUGGAGCUCCCGCGAGAAGUCUAAGUUAGCUGUUAAAAGGGUGCACCAUGUCCCAAAACUGGAAGAGAACCCUAUGGCCCUCAAUACUGUUGCUCAAAGUGAUGAAGAUAUUUCAGAUACUAAGCCUAUUGCGGUUACCAAUUCUGUAAUGCAGACUGCUGGUCCAAAGAGAACAACUGUGAGGCUGGAUAAUCUUAUAAUGGAGGCUAUAACUAGCUUGAAGGAGCCUGGUGGUUCUAAUAAGACAACAAUUGCUGCAUAUAUUGAGGAACAAUACUGGCCGCCUCAUGACUUCAAGAGGAUAUUGUCAGCAAAACUGAAAUAUUUGACAUCAAAUGGCAAGCUGAUUAAGGUUAAACGCAAGUAUAGAAUUGCACCUACUUCAACUUUUUCUGACAGGAGGAGGAAUUCUUCUAUGUUAUUCAUGGAGGGAAGACAAAGGAUAUCUCCAAGAGUUGAGAGGGAUGAUUUCAAUAUGCCCACAAAGUCUCAAAUUGAUUUGGAGCUGGCCAAGAUGAGAACUAUGACAGCACAAGAGGCUGCUGCAGCAGCUGCUCGAGCAGUUGCAGAGGCCGAAGCUGCUAUAGCAGAAGCUGAAGAGGCUGCAAGGGAGGCAGAGGCUGCAGAAGCUGAUGCAGAAGCAGCACAAGCAUUUGCAGAAGCUGCUAUGAAGACACUGAAAGGAAGGCAACCACCCAAGAUGCUUGUGCUUUGGAGACUUGGUCAGCUGACAUUAAAGUCUCUUAAACUAGAGACCAGCAAAGUUCUCUUUGCUACUUAAUUGGACUGAAUGAUCUUCAUAAUGGCCAUACACCUGGAAAUAUAUGAUCCGAGCUUGAUGGGGAUAAUCAAAGAAGAGCAAUGAGACAGUUUGAUCAACACCAAGAUGGAUAUUCAUCACAUGCUGACGUUGCCCGUCUGUAAAUAUGGAAAGGCUUUUUUUUUUCUGUAGGGUACACAAUAUGACAAUAUAUUUAGCUGUGGAUCCUGGUGGUUUGGUAGAUUGCAAUUGCAUAGGCAGCUCGUUCUUUUCGACAGGAGUUUCAAAUGGGAAUUUGUUAUUUUCUUCCCCUUUUCUGGAAACUAAUGCUUUGUUGUCAGUGGUUGUUUCCAAGAUAGAUUUUAAAGAAAAGAGUAGCUAGAAUGUAAAAUAAAAAAAAAUAAAAAAAAAAAUAGGAGCAAUGAUUCUGACAGGCUUGUUUGUGGUCCGUUUAAUUUUUCAUUAGAUGGACAGUUCAGGGACUAUUGGUUUUGGAAUUUUUUUCAGGCACACAAGCUUUAAUCAGGUUUAGAACAUAGCUAAUGUAUGCACAUGGAGAAGCAUGUGCUUGGAGUAUUUUUCUUUGCUGUAAUCACUAAUCAGAUGUAAGAUGUAGGACAGAAACCUUGUAAUCUUUUCAGGAAUCAUUGUUGAUGACUCUUAAAACAAA
Messenger RNA from Hevea brasiliensis (rubber tree), 1877 nucleotides. Its product is annotated as telomere repeat-binding factor 1. The coding region runs from base 263 to 1228 and encodes 321 amino acids. The transcript is spliced from 8 exons. Gene Ontology annotation, molecular function: double-stranded telomeric DNA binding. Gene Ontology annotation, biological process: nucleosome assembly. The record is from RefSeq and is a predicted model, not a curated record. NCBI's taxonomy places the organism in Eukaryota, Viridiplantae, Streptophyta, Magnoliopsida, Malpighiales, Euphorbiaceae. Gene Ontology annotation, cellular component: nucleosome.